GAUCCGGUCACCGGAAAACCAUAGAGCUGGGGCUGCAAGUUCUCGCGAGAGUUACUCGCCAAUCUCCAGGGUGACGGUACACACGCUGGGCCAGGCGAAGAUGGCGUCCGGGCGGCGGGCAGCGCCCUGAAAGGCCGGGACAUGGCGGAGGCCCUGCAGACCAAAAUAGUUGAAAACCAGCCCUAUGAUGAGAGUCUAGAGAUUAACGACUCAGAAGAGGUUGCCAGUAUCUACACUCCAACUCCACGGCAGCUAGGUCCUAGGUCCACACGCCCACAGCUCAAAAAUAUGGCUGAUAACAGCAGUGAUGAGUAUGAUGAAGAAAUAAACAAGGAGAAGAAGGUAGCCCAGUUGGCCCCCCAGCAAGGAUUUAGUGAGAAUGAGGAUGGGGAGGAUGAAGAUGAUUCGUCUGAAACUGACUCGGAUGAUGACGAUGAUGAAGAGGAGCAUGGAGCCCCUCUGGAGGGUGCCUACAACCCUGCAGAUUACGAGUAUCUACCAGUGUCUGCAGAUAUUAAAGAGCUCUUCCAGUAUAUAAGGAGGUACACUCCACAAAUGAUAGAGCUUGAACACAAACUGCAGCCUUUCAUUCCAGACUUCAUUCCAGCUGUUGGGGACAUUGAUGCCUUCUUAAAGGUUCCACGUCCUGAUGGGAAGCCAGAUAACCUUGGCCUGUUGGUACUGGAUGAGCCAUCCACAAAACAGUCAGAUUCCACAGUGCUCUCUCUCUGGUUAACGGAAAACUCCAAACAGCACAACGUUGCACAGCAAAUAAAAGUGAAGAGCUUGGAGAAUGCAGAGAAGAAUCCCAAAGCCAUUGAUAACUGGAUCGAGAGCAUCAGCGAGUUACAUCGCUUCAAACCUCCUGCUACUGUUCACUACACCAGGCCAAUGCCUGAUAUCGAGACUCUGAUGCAGGAAUGGUCCCCAGAAUUUGAGGAGCUUUUGGGAAAGGUAAGCCUUCCAACUGCGGACAUCAACUGCGGCCUGGCUGAGUAUAUUGACAUGCUAUGUGCUAUUCUGGACAUUCCUGUCUAUAAGAGUCGGGUCCAGUCCCUGCACGUCCUCUUCUCGCUGUAUUCAGAAUUCAAGAACUCACAGCAUUUCAAAGCCCUGGCUGAAGGGAGAAACGUAGGGAGUCCUCCAUCGAAUCCACCCUCACAAGCAGGAGAGACAGAAGUGUUAAGCUUCAGCUGAGAAAAAGACCCUUUCUUCAUGAGCUGGGGCUGCACCUAGGAGUAGAGCCUUCGCCUAAGCCAAACAGCAGAGCAAGGCAAAGCAUUACUGAAACCUCUAUCUUUUCUGUAUGUACUGGCAGAUGGACAGCGUACGACUCAGAUGAAUUAGUAGAGGUUAGAAUUUAGCUCAUGGUGUUUAAUUGUAAAUGCUGCAUGACCCCUUUUCUUUGGCUCAUUCCCAGAGGAUUCAGCAUUAAACAAGUGCUUGCGAGUGGGAGUACCUCA
Molecule: messenger RNA, 1463 nt
Organism: Chrysemys picta bellii (western painted turtle)
Lineage: Eukaryota; Metazoa; Chordata; Testudines; Emydidae
Gene: IFT46
Product: intraflagellar transport 46
Biological process (GO): intraciliary transport; cilium assembly
Cellular component (GO): motile cilium; centrosome; intraciliary transport particle B
Source: RefSeq, a predicted model, not a curated record